GUUGAAUAUGAGGCAGAAACGCAAACUGACAAAAAUAUUACUGCUCUAAAACAUUAAUAAUCCUAAUAACAAACAAAAUUGACGACUACUCUCAAAAUAUUAAUUGUUAUUAACGGUUCGUAGUCUUCAUUUAAUGGCGAACAUUAUACAUCAAACUGGAUGUUCUCAGCUUAUACCUGGAAAUAAUAGAAAUGAUGAGAAUAUUGAAUUCAGUCAUGGUGAUAAAUGUAUUUCUCAAAUUGUUGAUGGAUUGUCGUAUCCGGAAAAGUUGAUAGCGGAUGCUUUCAAUGCUCAACAGAGAGGGAGAUACACAAAACUUUGGAAUGAAAAUUUAAACAAAAUAGCUGAUAACAACAUUUCUGAAGCUUAUAAAGGAAGGGAUAAGAAGAUUCAUCAAUGGAAAGAAUUAUUAAACAAAGAAGUUGAUAGCUUAGCAAAAGAAAUUGAAUGUAUCGAAGAAUGUGACAGAGAUGUUUUUAGAAAGCGGAAUUACUUUGCUGACCUAAGCAGAGCGUCGCAAAUGACAGCAGAAUACAGAAAACGAAUACCAGACCACACCUCGGAUGAUGAAAUCGACAUUUUGUUGAAACAAGAACUUUGUAACUUGGGUAAAGCAGAUGAAGAUAUGAGACAAUGUUCAAAUGAUUUUAAAAAUUGUGGAAGAAAAUUGAAGAAUGCGCGAUCUUCACUGAUGUCCGAAGUCGAAGCAAAAGUUAUGACUUUAAAUGUCAAUAGACGUUGUCAGCAUAUGGAACCUCUUUUAAGCUACCCUUAUAUACCAAGCAAUCACCCUAUCGAUCAAAUAUACCGUCAAAAUACAGAAGAAGAAUGGGCCAAGAAUUUAGAUGAUAAAAUUCAAAAUGCAGUGGAUAUUCGAAGAGAAGCCUCUAAUGCUCGAUGCCGAGCGGAAUCUUUCAUGAAGCACCAUCUCAGUUGCACAGUUGAUGCCUGGCAUAGAACUAGCAAAGCCCUCAUAGAAUCUGUGCAAAGAGAUGAGCGACGUUCGCAUAACAUCCAGAAACUUUUAAAAACGGUAGGGGAAAAUAUUAGUUCCACAAAUCAGCGAAUAGCAUCCCUUCAUGAUGAUUUGAGAGUGCAAGACCGUGGGAAAACGUUACAGUUGUGGCGUUUGCAAACGAUGACGUAUCGUCCUGGACCGGAUCACAUUAGAGAUGAACCUAUUAAAAAGAUAGAUGAAGAAGUCAGCAACAUAGAAGCCAAACAUACUUUUAUAUCUGAAAAUUUGAAACAAAACAAAACACUUGUACAUGAACUCAUGAACGAGAAACAAAGAAUUACCCUGGAAUUAGAAAAACUGUCAAGAAAGUUACACAUCGAAAGGGAAAAUUGCAUCGGUUUGAGAAGAUCUCAAUCAGUCGAAUCCUGCACAUCACCUUUGUGAUAUUGCAAAGCUGUAAUCAUUUAGCAAAAAACAUAGAUUAAGGAUGGAAAUAUCAUAUAAGAACACCACACUUUUUUAUAAAUAUAUUUAUUACACAAUGCAUUUUUGUAACUUAGAAUAAAUUAUUUUAUCCAAAUUUUACAACGAAACAAUUUUGAUACUAUAAAUCAACUGAGUACUUGCGCUUCACGAAGAAGAAGAUCAGAGAUACCCACACGUGUGACGUCAGCUGAUCGCUUAUAAACAAAAUGGCGUAUUUAAGUUGAGCGAAGUUUCUCCACAAUCCACAUGAGUCAGAACUUUAAUUGACGUGAAGUUAAU
Parasteatoda tepidariorum (common house spider) is the source of this 1723-nucleotide messenger RNA. RefSeq lists its product as uncharacterized. Gene Ontology annotation, cellular component: nucleus; microtubule cytoskeleton. Gene Ontology annotation, biological process: cilium assembly; cilium movement involved in cell motility. NCBI's taxonomy places the organism in Eukaryota, Metazoa, Arthropoda, Arachnida, Araneae, Theridiidae. The record is from RefSeq and is a predicted model, not a curated record.